Triplophysa rosa is the source of this 1642-nucleotide messenger RNA. It is a transcript of the gene rbm17, whose product is annotated as RNA binding motif protein 17. The transcript has 13 exons. Gene Ontology annotation, molecular function: RNA binding. Gene Ontology annotation, cellular component: precatalytic spliceosome. Gene Ontology annotation, biological process: alternative mRNA splicing, via spliceosome; mRNA cis splicing, via spliceosome. Bases 119 to 1375 code for a protein of 418 amino acids. The record is from RefSeq and is a predicted model, not a curated record. Lineage: Eukaryota; Metazoa; Chordata; Actinopteri; Cypriniformes; Nemacheilidae.
ACUGCUGAUGACGUCAUCGGCUUGCGACAUAGCCGCAGCGCUCUCGUAGCAUGUUGCGCUAACCUACAGUGCAAACAUUUGUUUCGAUUAAAGUAUUUUUGAGUGUGAAAGAGAUAUAAUGUCUUUAUACGACGAUCUGGGAGUCGCAACCAGCGACACCAAAACAGAAGGAUGGUCGAAAAACUUCAAACUGCUUCAGUCUCAACUGAAAGUGAAGAAAGCUGCACUGACACAAGCAAAGACUCAGAGGACGAGGCAGUCUAAUGUUUUGGCCCCAGUUAUUGAUCUAAAGAGAGGAAGUACAUCAGAUGACAGACAGAUCUCUGAUACACCUCCACACAUCGCUGCUGGAGUGAAGGACUCUGUGUCUGGUGGCUUUUCAUCGGGUGAGGUGCUGAUCCCAUUGGCUGAUGAGUAUGACCCCAUGUUCCCCAACGACUAUGAGAAAGUGGUUAAGAGACAUCGAGAGGAACGACAGAAACAGAGAGAACAGGAGCGACAGAAAGAGAUUGAGGAGAGAGAGAAGAAACGUAAAGAGAGGCAUGACGGAGGAGGUGGAGCUCCCAGUGGAUUUUCACGUUUCCCAACGGAGGGCGAUUCAGACGAGGAUGAAGAGUAUGAAAGAGAAAAGAGGAAGAGGAGUGUGGGUGGAGCUGCCAUUGCCCCUCCCACGUCACUGAUGGAGCAAAACUCAUCGUUCUCAUAUGAAGAUGAUGGUCGCCAGCGGUCGAAAGCAGCGAUACCACCUCCCGUGUUUGAGGAUUCUGACAGACCCCGAUCUCCACCGGGACCCACCAAUACAUUCCUGGCCAACAUGGGGGGUACAGUGGCUCAUAAAAUCAUGCAGAAGUAUGGAUUCCGGGAAGGGCAGGGCCUGGGGAAACAUGAGCAAGGUUUGAGCACAGCGCUCUCGGUGGAGAAAACCAGCAAGCGGGGGGGAAAAAUCAUUGUUGGAGACUCGGCAGAAAAGACGGCAGGAUCAAGUCAGAAUGUGGUUGAUCCACACGGAUCAGGGGCAUCAGCGGACGCAUCAAAGAAAAACGAAGCCAACCCCCUUACAGAGAUUCUCAAGUGUCCUACCAAAGUGGUGUUGCUGCGGAACAUGGUUGGAAGGGGAGAGGUGGAUGAAGACCUUGAAGCCGAGACUAAAGAAGAGUGCGAAAAAUAUGGCAAGGUUAUCAAGUGUGUCAUCUUUGAGAUCGCCGGUGUGUUAGAGGAGGAGGCCGUCCGCAUUUUCCUGGAGUUUGAGCGGGUCGAAUCGGCCAUUAAAGCUGUGGUGGAUCUGAAUGGGCGAUACUUUGGAGGUCGGGUGGUAAAGGCCUGCUUUUAUAAUUUGGAUAAAUUCCGCAUUUUAAAUUUGGGUGAACAGGUGUGAGUGGGAAAUAUAGAUUAGCACUACCAGGAAAGAAACGGGAGGAAAUAAUGCGACUGUCUGUAAAUAGCAUGAAUAAUUUUAUACACCUUUGUGAGUGAUUUCAUCUGUUGUCUCAGAUACAGAUCUGUGAAUCAAUUUGUCUCAAUUUGUCAGUUAAAACUAGCUCAUUUUGUCCUUGUGAAUAAGAUGUACUGUGAUGAAACAACCCAAAAAUAAAAGGUGCUUUUGGGAGAAGAAUGAUUUCUAAAGCUGGUGUGUAAUUUUUCA